Messenger RNA from Prorocentrum cordatum, 309 nucleotides. The record is from the annotation of a GenBank genome assembly. Lineage: Eukaryota; Dinophyceae; Prorocentrales; Prorocentraceae.
AUGCACAACACUGGGCAACUACAUCCAGUCGGCCAGCGCCCCCGAAAGCCGGAAAUCAACAUAAGGAAGGAGAAGCAGAGGAAGAGGAGGGGCAAAAGGGACACGGGGAGGAGGCACGCGGAGGCGAGUGAGCAGCGGCUGCGAGCCAGGGAGCUCGCAAAGGAAGACAUGGCCGCCGCGCGAAUUACAAGCACGGGCUGGAUCUCAGCCCGUGGACCCGUCGCGCAGCGCGCGGCGGAGAGCGGCCGAAAUCCCUGGAUACUGAACAGAUGCAGUGCGUCAGUUCCCGAACUGACCAUCCUAGGAUAA